Parnassius apollo (apollo) is the source of this 1938-nucleotide messenger RNA. The record is from the annotation of a GenBank genome assembly. Lineage: Eukaryota; Metazoa; Arthropoda; Insecta; Lepidoptera; Papilionidae.
AUGCAUCUUCUAGAAGAAAAACUGGGAAAUGGAGAUGAAGUGUAUAUGGAAAAUUAUUAUAAUAGUUAUAUACUGGCAAAGAAGCUGCUCGAGAAAAAUACAUACUGUAUCGGUACUUUACGUAAAGACUUACGAGACAAUCCUAAAGAAGUGACACAAAAGAUGGUACGGCAUUAUGUAAAAAAAAAGAUUGGAGAACCUAAUUACACGGAAGAAAAACUAGAGAGAGCUCUUAGUGAGAUAAGAGCUCAUACUAUGACAGUUAACAGAGCUUCCAAAGUAUAUAAAAUACCAUUUUCAACGCUAUACUGCCGUUAUAAGGGUACGAGAGGAUUAAUAAAAAAUUCGAAAGGCCGGACAACUGUUCUCCCUGAAAAUGUAGAAAACACUCUAGCUACCUCAGUAAAAACGUUGGCUAAGUGGGGCUUCGGCCUAAGCAGAAAAGAGAUCAUGGAAUUGGUAGGACAAUAUGUUAAAAUAAACAAUUUAAAAACACCUUUCAAAGAUGGCGUUCCAGGUGAGGACUGGUUCCUAGGAUUUAAAAGACGCCAUCUUUUAUCGAUCCGGAAGCCUGAGCCUAUGGAAUACUCCAGAAAAAAAGCUGUAACUGACCCCUUCAUAAUUUUUGGAUAUUUCGAUCUUCUUGAAAGAACUCUCACUGACUUAAAGUUAAAAGAUAAGCCCCAAAACAUAUGGAACCUUGACGAAAGUAGCUUAAGUAUUGACCCAGCAAGAACAAAAGUUGUCGGAGAAAAAGGCCGAAGUGUGUCUAGAGUAAUCAGCACUACAGGGAAAGAAAACACAACUUUUGUUUUAGCCGCCAAUGCCGUUGGUCAUAGGAUUCCACCAUUAAUUAUCUUUAAAGGUAAAAAUAUGUGGGACCAAUGGCGAGCACCUACAGGCAAAGAAUUUCCAGGGACGGCUUACGCCGCGAGCCCGAAUGGUUGGAUGGAAACAGAGAUUUUCACUAACUAUUUCAAGAAGACCCUUAUUCCAGCUCUUGGCAGUGAACGACCUAUGUUAGUGCUAUAUGACGGUCAUGCCACACAUUUUUCUGUUGAUCUUGUGGAAACAGCGAUGGCCAAUGACAUAACUAUUCUUAAAAUUCCAGCGCACACCAGCCAUCGUCUGCAGCCAUUGGAUGUUUCUGUCUUUAAAUCCUUUAAAGAAAAUUGGGAUCAAACAGUAACAAAAUGGCAACGGCAGCAUAUUGGGCAGAGAUUGCCUAAAUCUUUAUUCUCUCAAUAUUUAGGGGAAACUUGGAUUAAAGUUUCCGAAAGUUGUAUAGCCAAUGGGUUUAGCAAGGCUGGAAUUUAUCCUUUUAACCCCAACAUAAUUCCUAGAGAUCAUUUUUCCAAAGAAUCCCUGGAACGCUGGGAAAUCUCGCAAGUAAUGGCCAAUCCUAUGCCAUCAGCAUGUAGCCUUCCUUCGAUCUCGUCUUCUCGAGAGAAUUUCUCGGAAGAAGCCCUGGAAAACAGAGAUAAUUUGCAAGUUUCUUCGAUUUCAUCGAUGACUGAUGAAAGCCAACGAAAAUCUGACAAAAGCAACUUAGAACACACUUCAAUAGAAGGCAUAAUUCUAUCUACUAUCCAUCAAAAACGUUUACCACCGAAGGAAAGGAAACGGAAAGUUGCAUCAGGCGCUCAGGUCAUUACUUCUCAUGAAAUUCUUGAAGUUCUACUAAAAGAUGCAGAAGAGAAGAAAACUAAGAUCAAAAAAGCCAAAAGAAAGACAAAUAAAGAAAAGAAAAAUAAAAAAAGAGCAGACAGCGAUAGUACAGAUUUGGAAUCGGAAAUUUCUUAUGCUGAGUCGGGAGAAAGUUAUUUUCCUGAAUACUUGCAAGGAAAUGAUCCGCUGUGUUCUAGAGAAGAUGAUAUAUUACCUUUUGCGGGGGGAAGAACUACAAUUACUAGAGCAAAAAGAUCCGAUGGAUAUUGA